This is a messenger RNA of Gadus macrocephalus (Pacific cod), 5622 nucleotides long. It is a transcript of the gene strip2, whose product is annotated as striatin interacting protein 2. The transcript is spliced from 23 exons. The coding region runs from base 140 to 2581 and encodes 813 amino acids. The record is from RefSeq and is a predicted model, not a curated record. Gene Ontology annotation, cellular component: cytosol. NCBI's taxonomy places the organism in Eukaryota, Metazoa, Chordata, Actinopteri, Gadiformes, Gadidae. Gene Ontology annotation, biological process: cytoskeleton organization.
GACCAAUCACAGCGGCCGUGGUGUGCAUUCUCAACUUGGAAAUCUUCUCGAGUCGAUUCCAAUUAGGACGACGACGGCAGAGGUUGUGCAGCACACACCCCCAACACGAGCGUAUGUGAGCCGACAACAACUCCCAAGGAUGCAGGCAGACGAAAUGGAGAGCUCCAUGGAGUCCCCCAACCUGGAGUUUGAGUACGGGGACAUGGACACGCUGCCAGCGGAGCUAUCAGAGCUCUACAGCUACACAGAGGAGCCGGAGUUCGCCCUCAACAAGGACUACUUUGAGGAGGACUUCAAGAGUCAAGUGCGCGGGCGGAGGUGGGUGGAGCUGAGCGUGGAGGAGCAGCGGGCCUACGUGAUGAGGCUGCUGGACGCCCUGGAGGUGACCGACCGCGACAAGAGGCUGAAGGUGGCCCGCGCCAUCCUCUACCUGGCCCAGGGUGUGUACGACGAGUGCGACUCAGACGUGGACGUCCUCUACUGGGCCAGACACAACGUCUUCCUGCUCUACCACAUGGGCGUGUUCACCGCCCUGCUGGAACUCCUCAACAUGGAGAUAGAUAACAGCCAGGCGUGCAGCAGUGCGGUGCGGAAACCUGCCAUCUCCCUCGCUGACAGCACAGAACUCCGUGUGUUGCUGAGCAUCAUGUAUCUGAUGGUGGAGAACAUUCGCGUUCAGACGGAGGACGACAGACCUGAGUGGAUCGCCGCCAGGGAGACCUUCAGGAUUGAGCUAGCCGCUCCCAUGUGCAACGGGGAGCCCUUUGCUCUACUCCUCUUCACCAUGGUUACCAAGUUCUGCAGCAUGAACGCCCCGCACUUCCCCAUGAAGAAGGUUCUGCUGCUGCUCUGGAAGACUGUACUGUUCACCCUGGGGGGCUUCGAGGAGCUCCAGGCCAUGAAGGUGCGCGGCCGGGAGCGGUUGCAGCUGCCCCCGCUGCCGGAGGACAGCAUCCGGGUGGUCCGCGCCAUGCGGGCGGCCUCCCCCCCCGCCUCGGCCAUGGAGCUCAUCGAGCAGCAGCAGCAGCAGAAGAGGGGCCGGCGCAGCCGCAGGAGUGCCUUUGUUGAUAGCUUGGAAGGCGACAGUCCCUUUGCCAAGAAGCAGCCCCUGGUGAAGCAGGACAGCCUGGACACCUACAACGAGCGGGACCCCUUCAAGAACGAGGAGGCCCGCGACGAAGACGAGGACCCCGAGGACUCGGACAGCGGCAUCGAGGGCGAGGUGGACCCCCUGGACCGCGACGUCAUCAUCCAGCCCCCGCCGCCCCCGCCCCCGCUGCGCCCCCCCACCGAGAGGCUCAACUUCCCCAAGGGCCUGCCCUGGGCGCCCAAAGUCCGGGAGAAAGACAUCGAGCACUUCCUGGAGACCAGUCGUAACAAGUUCAUCGGCUUCACCUUGGGAAACGACAUCGACACGUUGGUGGGUUUGCCCCGGCCAAUCCACGAGAGCGUCAAGACUCUCAAACAGCAUAAGUACGUGUCCAUCGCUGAGGUGCAGAUAAAGAGGGAACAGGAGCUCCAGAAGUGCCCAAUGACACUGGGGGAAGAGGAGGUGGAGGAGACCCCAGCAGAGAUCCUGUACCUGGGCAUGCUCCCCAACCUCUCCCAGUAUGUGAUCGCCCUGCUCAAGCUGCUGCUGGCAGCCGCCCCCACCUCCAAGGCCAAGACGGACUCCAUCAACAUCCUGGCUGACGUGCUUCCCGAGGAGAUGCCCAUCACGGUCCUGCAGAGCAUGAAGCUGGGCAUCGACGUGAACCGCCACAAGGAGAUCAUCGUGAAGGCCAUCUCCGCCCUCCUGAUCCUGCUGCUCAAACACUUCAAGCUCAACCACAUCUACCAGUUUGAGAUCGUCUCUCAGCACCUGGUGUUCGCCAACUGUAUCCCCCUCAUCCUCAAGUUCUUCAACCAGAACAUCAUGUCCUACAUCAGCGCUAAGAACAGUAUCUGUGUGCUGGACUUCCCCCACUGUGUAGUCCAUGAGCUGCCAGAGCUCACAGCAGAGAGCCUGGAAGCCGGAGACAACAACCAGUUCUGCUGGAGGAACCUGUUCUCGUGCAUCAACCUCCUCAGGAUCCUGAACAAGCUGACCAAGUGGAAGCACUCCAGGACCAUGAUGCUGGUGGUGUUCAAGUCGGCCCCCAUCCUGAAGAGGGCGCUGAAGGUGAAGCAGGCCAUGAUGCAGCUGUACGUGCUGAAGCUGCUGAAGAUCCAGACCAAGUACCUCGGCCGGCAGUGGAGGAAGAGCAACAUGAAGACCAUGUCGGCCAUCUACCAGAAGGUCCGCCACCGGCUCAACGACGACUGGGCCUACGGAAACGACAUCGACGCGCGGCCCUGGUACUUCCAGGUGGAGGAGUGCGACAUGCGCGAGAGCAUCGAGAAGUUCAACGGCCGGCGCUACGACCGCAGCCGCGGCGGGCCCGCCGGCGGGGAGUUCACGCCGGUGGACAACUGCCUGCAGAGCGUGCUGGGCCAGCGGGUGGAGCUGCCCGAGGACUUCCAGUACAGCUAUGAGCUGUGGCUGGAGAGGGAGGUGUUCUCCCAGCCCAUCCAGUGGGAGGGGCUGCUGGAGAGGCCCUGAUGGAGGAGGAGGAGGAGGAGCAGGAGGAGGAGGGGAGAGGGAGGUGUUCUCCCAGCCCAUCCAGUGGGAGGGGCUGCUGGAGAGGCCCUGAUGGAGGAGGAGGAGGAGGAGCAGGAGGAGGAGGGGAGAGGGAGGUGUUCUCCCAGCCCAUCCAGUGGGAGGGGCUGCUGGAGAGGCCCUGAUGGAGGAGGAGGAGGAGGAGGAGCAGGAGGAGGAGGGGAGAGGGAGGUGUUCUCCCAGCCCAUCCAGUGGGAGGGGCUGCUGGAGAGGCCCUGAUGGAGGAGGAGGAGGAGGAGGAGGGGAGAGGGAGGUCUAUUCCCAGCCCAUCCAGUGGGAGGGCUGGCUGGAGAGGCCCUGAUGGUGGUGGAGGAGGAGGAGGAGAAGGUGGAGGAGGAGCAGGAGGAGGAGGAAGAGGAAGGAGGUUUUGGUGGAGACAUAUGGGAGGGAGGAGGAAGCGGGAGAUUCUCUGCCAGUCCAUAGACUGGGAGAGUGGUGCUGAUGGUGGGGGAGGAGGGAUGGAGGAGGGGGUAAUGGGAGAGACAGAAGGAUGUGGAGGGUAGGUGUUAUUAUGAGAGCAGGAGAAAGAUUUGGGGGGGCGGUGAGUGAAGAUGAUGGGUGCAGGCAUUCUCCCAGUACGGGAGAGGGAGAGAGAGGGAGAGAGAGGGAGAGAGAGGGAGAGGGAGGGAGAGGGAGGGAGAGGGAGAGAGGGAGAGAGAGAGAGAGAGAGAGAGAGAGCGAGAGAGAGCGAGAGAGAGCGAGAGAGAGAGAGAGAGAGAGAGAGAGAGAGAGAGAGAGAGAGAGAGAGAGAGAGAGAGAGAGAGAGAGAGAGAGAGAGAGAGAGAGAGAGAGAGAGAGAGAGAGAGAGAGAGAGAGAGAGAGAGAGAGAGAGAGAGAGAGGACCUACUGAACACACACCAAGUUGGAUAAAGCUUGUGCCGACGACUACUUUGAGGACAGGUUGACCAGCGAAGAACGGAAAUGUUGUAGCAGCUAAGGAUCUGCAACAGUUACACACAAUAAUAUAAUAUAUAAUAAUAACCGUAAUCACAAAAGUAAUUUUCUUAAACGUUGAAGCUGACUUCAAACGACACAUACUUCCUUCUUGAUAUGUAGUUGGGUUUAUUUGUAUAACUGUGUGCGUGUGUGCUUUAAAGCGGUUUGAUUAAGCUGUUCAGUUUUUUGUAUUUAUUGACGUUUUUUUAUGACCGUUGAAUGGCGUCGUUUGUUUGUAAUGUGUUAUUUAUAUUCACUGCAGCCAUGGCAUUUUUUUGCUCCGAAUUCACUGAUGUGAAAGCUUUUCUUAAAUCUUUAUUAAAACAGGACUUCUUUGGGAACUCACCACUUAAGAUAGUUUUGAUAAACACAAAUAAGCUAAUAAUUGGACACACCCAAUAGAUAUAUACUGUAUAUACCACCAGUAAGUUUAUGUAUUUGAGGAUGAAUAGGUUAAAGGGGACCUAAACUACUCCUGAACAUAGGGGUAGGCUAGACAGAAUUCCUCCACCUUAUCAUAUUUUAUUUUGUACAUUACUAGCAUAAUACAAUAAUAUAUGUAUUCUAAUUCUGACAGCCUCGAUAGAGUUUAUUGUGCAAGCAUGGGACAUAAUUUUCAUGUUUUUGUAUAUGCAUAAAUAUAGAUUAUUGAUUUAUCUGCCCUAAAGUGAUUAUUGACUGAAAGAUGUCUGCUGGAAGGUACAGGAGUCUGUCUCGCCCCUUCCCCGGCCACUAUCUCGCUAUCCUGCUUACCGGUCGGCCUGGCAACGGCACGAUAACUUACCCAAGCUCCAAGUGGCCUUGGUGGGCAAUUAACCACCCCUCCCCCAAGCUGAGAAGAACACACUUUGUCAAACAAAAUGGUGCUGUUUGUGUUUUUAUGAAAUCUCUGAAAAGUCUUUACUGACUGAGAUUUUUACUCCUUUAAAAAACAACUCCAACCUACCUAAAUAAAGUGUUGAUGGUCAGAAUGUUUUUUCUCUAGUUUUCUAAUGUUUCUGGAAGUUUCGUCCACUGAAAUGCGUGAAUAAGCACAUACAAAAGAUCUAUGGUUUCCGUUUUGUAUCCUUGCUAAAGUCUAUUUGGUAGUUUCUCUCGGCUUGUUGGAAGAUUUGUCAAAUUUGUUUUAUAGAAUGGUUAUUUCUACAUUGAAUAUUGACUUGAGCUUCUGUGUAUGAACAAAAGUGCAUGGCUGCAUUUUAAUCUGUUCUUUGGAAUAGCUGUUGAAUAUCACACUUUUACAUUUACGGUUUUGUGUCUAACAAUGGUUCCAGCACAAUAAUACAUUUUAUAUUUUUUUUGCGUUGGAUGUGGAAUUAAGAGAAUUUUACCAGUGUCUGUUUCUCUCUGAAAGGCAAUAUCCUGGAAAAUAAUAAUAGAUAUUUUCUAGCUUCUCAGGUUAGCGGCGGUACGAUGAUAUAACGGUUUUUAAAAAGCUUCCUCGAUAUUCAAUAUCGGUUAUCCUUUCUCGUUGUAUACCUGGGAUCCACACACUCGUGUCCCUAGAUAACCGUUUGUUGGAUCAACUUCAGAUUGUAUUGUGUGAUACUCGCACAGGGUCAUAGAGACACUGGAUACCAUAUAUUGUUGAGUUUGUAGACUUAUACUUGUAAGUAUGUUACACCAACUUUAGUUUUUUUAAACGUGCCAAAUUUGAGUGCCAUAAUGGAUAGUUGUUUAUUUUUGUGUGUUUAAAGUACAGCCUCCAGUAGGCAGUGUUCAUCAUGGAGGCCUUGUUCAAAGGCUGUUCACAUCAAACGAAUAUUUGUGUUUCGCAAUACAAGAUCUUUUUAUUUUUUACUACCUGAAACUUGUACAAUCAUUACAAAUGUAGUUUUCUUGGUAUGGUGCUUGGAUGUUUUAAGCAUCAUAUUAAUAAGUGUGCAUUUAUUGUGUUUUUUUAAUUUGUUUUGCAGUUUCACAUAUACCAAGGUUAGCUUAAUACAGUGAAUAUGUUCAGGGUUAUGUGCAAUGACUGAUGAAUAAUAUAUGAUUACUCAGAAGGAAAAUAUCAGAGCUGCUUCAAUUAAAAAGGUUUGUCCAAAUUA